Molecule: messenger RNA, 3073 nt
Organism: Plectropomus leopardus (leopard coralgrouper)
Lineage: Eukaryota; Metazoa; Chordata; Actinopteri; Perciformes; Serranidae
Source: RefSeq, a predicted model, not a curated record
AUGACUUGGUUUCUGUGUCUGUGUGUGUUCUUGGUCGUGGGGCUGACUUUGUUAGCUCUGCAGCUGAAGCUCAGGACGCCCACACGUGGCCCCCAGGAGCCCCCACACCUCCCAGCACUGCCCCUGAUUGGCAGCCUGCUGAGUCUGCGGAGCCCACACCCUCCUCAUGUGCUCUUCCAAAAGCUGCAGGAGAAAUACGGACAGACGUAUUCUCUGAUGAUGGGCUCCCACCGUGUCAUCAUCGUCAACCAGCACCUACACGCCAAAGAGGUCCUGCUGAAGAAGGGGAAGAUAUUUGCAGGGAGACCCAGAUCUGUAACCACUGAUGUUCUGACUAGAGAUGGCAAAGACAUCGCGUUUGGAGACUACAGCCCCACCUGGAGAUUCCACAGGAAAAUAGUGCAUGGAGCUCUGUGCAUGUUUGGAGAGGGCUCUGCUUCCAUUGAGAGGAUCAUCUAUGCAGAGGCCCAGUCUCUGUGCUCCAUCCUGUGUGAGGCAGCAGCUGCAGGACUGGCCCUAGAUCUGGCUCCUGAGCUGACCCGCUCUGUCACCAAUGUCAUCUGCGCCCUCUGCUUCAACUCCUCCUACCAGCGAGGAGACAAAGAGUUCGAGGCUAUGCUGAGCUACAGCCAGGGCAUCGUGGACACCGUGGCAAAGGACAGCCUGGUCGACAUCUUUCCAUGGUUGCAGAUUUUUCCUAAUGCAGACCUGCGUCUUCUAAAGCAGUGUGUUUCCAUCCGAGACAAACUCCUACAGAAGAAAUAUGACGAACACAAGGCAGACUACAGCGACCAUGUGCAGAGAGACCUGCUGGACGCUCUGCUGAGGGCCAAACGCAGCGCAGAGAACAACAACACAGCAGAGAUCGGAGCAGAGUCUGUGGGCCUCGGUGACGACCACCUCCUCAUGACUGUGGGAGACAUCUUUGGAGCCGGCGUGGAGACCACCACCACAGUGCUCAAAUGGGCCGUCAUCUACCUCAUCCAUUACCCACAGGUGCAGAGGCAUAUUCAGGAGGAGCUGGACAGUAAGGUGGGGGGGGACCGGAGCCCCCAGCUCAGCGACAGAGGUAGUUUGCCCUACCUGGAGGCUACCAUCAGGGAGGUGUUACGGAUCCGCCCUGUGGCCCCUCUGCUCAUCCCCCACGUGGCCCUCAGUGACACCAGCAUCGGGGAUUUCACAGUGAGGAAAGGAACUCGAGUCAUCAUCAACCUGUGGUCUCUGCACCAUGAUGAGAAGGAAUGGAAAAACCCCAAGCUCUUUGACCCCGGUCGCUUCUUAAACAAUGAAGGCACAGCUGUGAUCAUCCCGUCAUCCAGCUACCUGCCAUUCGGUGCCGGGGUCAGGGUGUGUCUGGGCGAGGCCCUGGCAAAAAUGGAGCUCUUCCUCUUCCUGUCGUGGAUCUUGCAGCGCUUCACCCUCUCAGUCCCAGCAGGACACUCUCUGCCCAGCCUGGAGGGCAAGUUCGGUGUGGUCCUCCAGCCGGCCAAGUACAAGGUGCAUGCCGUGCCCCACCACACCGACAUGCCGCGCUCCUUCUUAGUCAAGAACCAUCACAGCGCCAAGAGAGCAAACUAUGGCAGACUCCAGCCCCUCACUCAGGAGGCUCCCUGCAGCAUCCAUGAAGACUCUCUGACGCACAAUGCCAUCUCCCCUCACCACCAUUGUCCAGGCCCCCGGCUGCAGCAGAGAGCUCCCCCCUCCCGUCCUCUCUCUCUCAGAGCAGAGCGACUUCAUCUUCCGUCUUCUCGAAACACCUCCCCUCGAUCUGUUUCGGGCGACUCUCCAGAGAUUUACACUAGAAGCCCUGCGGAUGCCUGCAAACCUGCCGAGUCCUGUACAACAGUGAACCUGGAAAUCCAGUGCGUCACAGGAGAGCACAGGAGGAGAGAUGCACUCUUCCCCUCAUCCCUCCCUCUCCUCACCCUCUUCCCAGCCAUCCCUCUUGGUGGCAGCAGCCAGGAGAGUUUUGAGUGUUUGGACUGUCAUAAAGAGUACUUGAGCUUCUCGGGCUUGGCCAAACACAAGCAGCUCCAGUGUGAGUGGAGCAGUAAGAAGUACUUCAGCUGUAAGUACUGUGAGAAGGAGUAUGUCAGCCUGGGAGCACUCAAGAUGCACAUCAGGACACACACACUGCCCUGUGUGUGUAAACUCUGCGGCAAGGCUUUCUCCAGACCCUGGCUGCUUCAGGGACAUAUACGAACACACACAGGAGAGAAACCAUUCUCGUGCCUCCACUGUAGCAGAGCUUUCGCUGACAGAUCCAACCUGCGAGCUCACCUCCAAACCCACUCUGAAGUGAAAAAAUACCAGUGUGCCGGCUGCUUCAAGACCUUCUCCAGGAUCUCACUGUUAGCCAAGCACCAAGAAGCUGGCUGCCCCCUAUCCUGACAGAGACCGCCCGUCAACCUGCACUGACCAGUGCUCUCAGUGCCCCAUGUUACUGGUUGUUAGCCACCGUGCUUGGUGCUUUGAGGUGGAAUUACACUUGUGUGUCCCAUCGUUGAUGUCUCCAGUAUAGGUUUUUAAUUUUUGGUUAGGUGUCAUUAUCACCACCACAGUACUAUCACUAAUAACUUCUCAUGUUUUAUCAGGCUGUAGAGUGCUGUAGACCUCACAGUAAUUGUUUACGUGUCAUUGACUGUGACGGAGAGCAGUGACAGCGGUGAGCAGAGACGUCUGUGUUAGAUGUGUUAGUGAAAGGUUACUGAGUCUUCAACUUGCUUCUAGUUGUCCUCACUCUCAGUUGUCUCUGCUGUCAUUACAAACCUGAAGAAGAAAACAACAGCCCAAUCACAGCUCCUCAAGACCCCAAGUGGUAUCCCUCUGUAGCUGCCGUAGUCCCCACAACAUGCCCGAGGAGAUUCACAAGGCAGACUGAAAGCCGUUCUAUACAUUGUCUCGGAACAUGGUCGUACGCCUCCUUCAUUUUGAGACUGGGCGUCCAUUGCACUCGCAGAGCUUUUCAUUUCAAGGUGGACGAGUUUAAAAUGGGUUUUUUUUCUGACCUUAUUAGAUACAGAAGUUGAACUGAGAUCAUGAAAAAUCAACAUUUAUGUAAAUAACAUUUUGC